Molecule: messenger RNA, 260 nt
Organism: Sciurus carolinensis (gray squirrel)
Lineage: Eukaryota; Metazoa; Chordata; Mammalia; Rodentia; Sciuridae
Product: small nuclear ribonucleoprotein G-like
Exons: 1
Coding region: 1-234 (77 amino acids)
Biological process (GO): spliceosomal snRNP assembly; mRNA splicing, via spliceosome
Cellular component (GO): P granule; U12-type spliceosomal complex; U2-type prespliceosome
Molecular function (GO): RNA binding
Source: RefSeq, a predicted model, not a curated record
AUGAGCAAAGCUCACCCCCACCCCCAGCUGAAAAAAUUUAUGGACAAGAAGUUAUCAUUGAAAUUAAAUGGUGGCAGACAUGUCCAAGGAAUAUUGCGGGGAUUUGACCCCUUUAUGAAUCUUGUGAUAGACGAAUGUGUGGAGAUGGCAACUAGUGGGCAACAGAACAAUAUUGGAAUGGUGGUAAUACGAGGAAAUAGUAUCAUCAUGUUAGAAGCCUUGGAACGAGUAUAAAUAAUGAAUAUUCAGCACAGAAAUCC